Heterobilharzia americana is the source of this 5374-nucleotide messenger RNA. The record is from the annotation of a GenBank genome assembly. NCBI's taxonomy places the organism in Eukaryota, Metazoa, Platyhelminthes, Trematoda, Strigeidida, Schistosomatidae.
GACAAAAUAAGAAGUGAUACUCGGGCUCACCAAUUUUUGUAGGGAUGCGUGUUACAAUUCCGUAACGUUUGAUCAACCCUACUUAAUUUGAUGUGCUCUAGUACCUGCUUAACCAGUACUUUACCUAACGUGUAAGUACUGGUAACAAAACACAAAUCAAAAGAACUGAUACGCAAUGUAUUUAAAGGAGCUAUGUAUUUAAGGUAAAUGUAAUAAUAAUGAAUGAGGGAAAAGUUUAAUCAACUUAUCUGGCUUGUAAGGCUGAACUAGGGACUCGGAGUACGUGCGUGGUGAUCAGCACAAUGGAGCGCAAAAAUGGCGUCCAAGCCUGCUCGGAUGCAUGCUCGUUAAAACAAAACUUAAAACACCCUAAGCAUCCGGAGGCAAGCUAGAGAUUUAUUUAGUUAAUUUAAUUUAAACUAUUUAUUUUAGCCCUAGUUAUAUUUUGGUGCCAGGAAGGUGCACUACAAGGUGUUGGAACUCAGACACUUACCGGCACGUAAUCCACCGUGUUAAUCGACAUGAAGCCAACGCUAAACUACGUCGAUCGAGAGAUCUUACGACGUUAUUUAUCAUUGAAAGGGAUCUCGGACUUAAUAUUCGAGAACUCUUGGGUAUGUUAGAACCCAUGAUAGGGUAACUGGUGUACGUCGAGCGGUGUGCGUCUAAUCUCCAUCAUUGGCUAAUUUUACUAUAGACCUGCUCAUAAAGGUCCUCCUCUAUUCAUCCUACUUAAUGCUGAUUGAUUAUGUCACAGUAGAAUCCUUAAAAGACCAAUAGUUCGCAAAUGACAGUCGCAAUAACUAUAGAUGCUGACAAAAUGCAUUCUUCUGUAUACCUUGAGUGGCAAUUUUAGAAUGUUUGCGAUGCGUUUCUCAACACCCAAUUACAAAUUGUUACUUCAAAUCUGGUCUGCGUUGACGCCUUUUCUAACUAUUGGGAGUAAAGUGAUCGAACGCGUUGACCACUUCACCUACUUUCGAGAUCGAAUCAGUCCUGGUGAGUCAGUGAGUCGCUAAAUCUCGCGGAUGCAAAAGGCUCUACCGAUAUUUGGCAACUUAUGCCGUUUAUGCCACCGCUAUGACAUCCAGUUGUCUAUUAAGGAUGGAGUGCACUGCGCAGCAGUCCUCUCUGUCUUACCAGCUAUUGAAAGUAAACAUCAUAAAAAGGCUUCAAAGACUUGAACACUGUUGCCUUCGUAAUGUAGACCAUGUGUAUUGACACCGCCAUGUCGAUCAGUUAGAAGUCAGGUUCGAAGUUGUUGGUAAAUGAAUAAGUCAGCUGGUGAUGUGAGCCUUCAUCGUCUGAGGUGGCUGAGACGUUAUGUAAACGCCAAGCCACCGUGUACUCCUUUGUGAAGUGCCAGCUGAUGUAGUUUUUGGCUGAAAAAAUGGUAAAGGCAGUCAUACUGAAACACUGCAUCAGCCUAUGAAGUCUGAUUCGUGGUCUGAGACAUUUAAAAGGACGUAGACUUUGUGGUUGGCGUCUGUAUGACUGGUUGGCAACUCUACCUAAUAUGGCUAAGAAUCGAUAUUGAUGGCGCAGAUGCAUCAACACAUUACCUUCAUCUUAGUCGUCCUAUAGCAUUUCUUUCCUUUUGUAUCCAUUCUUCGUCGUUUAUGAUUUCCUCCUACUUUGGGUGGUUUUCUCUCUCAUUUCUCUAUCUUCUUGUUGGUCUGUACUUUGAUGUGCUGAUGUAAGGUGUGUCAACUUCAACCGUUACGCAGUUAUUCCAGUUCACUUGUUGAUUUUGACUGAUUGACUGACUUGAUUCUGAAAGGUGUCACAAUGUUGAGCAUCAGCUCUGAUCUGAACUAGAUUGAUGAAACCCUGGUUCACCUAUAGGAGCAGGAAUAUCGUAAUCUCGGGUUUCGGAUGUUCAUAUACUCCAGAAUCCAGAUAAAACGAACCAUUUAUGAUUUUGUAUAAAAAACGGGCUUCUUGAAGUAAAUACUAUUUUACAUUCCGUUUUUGUCGAAUCUUCUCGAAAGUAUGCAUAAAAUAUUUACCUGCUUCAUUUUUAGAAAUCAGUUUUCCUCCAAGAUAUUAUAUACAACUAAACAUGCAGGUGGAGUAUAAAUUCCAAGUGGAUUAUGCCAAGAGCAGUCGAUCCAGGUGCACUAAAUGCAAAAUUGAAAUCGAUCAAAAUUCCCUGCGUAUUGCGAGACUAGUACAAGCGCCUAACUUUGAUGGAAAAAUUCCUAGAUGGUUUCAUUAUCGUUGUUUUUGGGGGUCAAAGAUGCCUAUUGAAUGUACCGCAGAGAUUAAACACUUCGAUUCAAUUCGAUGGGAGGAUCAAGAAAAGAUUAGAACCACGAUCGCUGGUGAAAGUGCUUCUUCUAUGCCGGCAGGAAAGGUCCCUACCCGUAAAUUCAGUGUGAAACUAGCAGACAGUAAUUUAACAUGUAGUCAUUGUCAGAAACCAUUAAUGCAUGAACGUCAUACAGUGUGUGAGUCUGGUAAGAAACCUAUCUUCAUGUGCCAUCUCUCUUGCUUCCUAAAAAGUAAUGAUUGCCCAGAAGAUAUUUCUCAACUGACAGGAUUUCGGAAGCUGCCCGCUGUGGAUCGAGAGGCGAUUCAAAUUUCGUACGCUGAAAUCUCGAAGGAAAAUCGGAAACGUCCGGCUCCACAACCAGUUGAACAGAAUUUGAAGUCGAAAAAAGUUAAAGUGAAUGAUGAUACUGAACAGGAGGAAUUACGAAAACAAAAUAAAUUGUUAUGGAGUUUAAGAGAUAAACUGGAAAGUGAAGUAUCAAAGGAAGCCUUGAUUGGCCUGCUUGAAUAUAAUAAACAACAUAUCCCAUCCGGGUUAUCUCGUCUACUCGAUGCAGUUGCAGAUGCAAUGACUUUCGGUGCAUUGCCCAACUGUCCAAGCUGUAAGAAUGGACCACUAUAUUACGAUAAUGGACAGUAUCAGUGCAGUGCUAUGGCUACUGAAUGGGUUCGAUGCCUUUAUCACACACGAACACCUGAUCGAAAAAAGUUCAACGUUCCUGAAGAGUAUUAUGAUGUUGACUUUUUAAAGAAAUACAAGUUUGUCAAACGUACACGACUAUUUCCACCAGAUUCAGUUUCUGGUGUAACCGGUCCUUUAACUGGUCUAUUCUUCUUCAUAACAAACGGAUCAUUCGAUAGUGGAAAAUCAAGAGAUCAAUUAAUGCGUGACUUUGCAAAUCUUGGUGGUGGUAUAAUGAAUAAGCUCAGCGUUAAUUCAAUUGUUGUAUCAACACUGAGUGAAAUGAAAUCUGAGAAAAAUGUUGAUAUUAAUACAGUGGCUGCAUCAAAGGAAGCAAUUACAACAGCACGUGCUUAUGGUCUACGUGUUAUUAGUGAAACUUUCUUGUCUGAAUUUAAUUCGAGCAAAUCUGAUCCAAAAAAAUUUGAAGGUAAAAUUCAACAAUUAUUGGCCAAGCAUACAAUAUCCAAUUGGGAAGUAAAGGUUCGAGCAUCUAAAGUCGAUAAAUGGGAGAAAAAGUUAGGUGAUUUAGAGGGGGAUGAUCAAGAAAUGAUGCGAAUGACACUUAAAAAUGGUGCAGUAGUAGAUCCACAAUCAGAGCUGGAGAAUAAAGCUUCAGUAUUAAAAGAUGAAAAAGGUGAAUUUAUGACAGCAGUCCUUGGCAUGGUCGAUUUAGUCAAAGGUUCAAAUUCAUUUUAUAAACUUCAAGCACUUCAGUCUGAUAAAUCAGCACGUUGUUGGGUGUUUCGUGCAUGGGGUCGUAUAGGCACACCUAUUGGUGGCACAAAAACUGAAUCAUAUCCCAAUGCAACUUCAGCACGUGCAGCAUUCCGAGGAAUUUAUCUUGAGAAAACUGGUAAUCAAUGGGAUGAUCGUAAAAAUUUCCGAAAAAUACCCCACAAAUUUUAUGAAAUGGAGUUGGAUUACAAUAAUGCUUCGAAUACUAAAGAAAUUCAAAGUAUGAAUAGUAGUGUACCGUCGAAAUUGCAUCCAACUAUUCAAUCUCUUCUAAAGUUUAUUUGUGAUAUUAAAUCUAUGGAGAAAGCUAUGGCUGAAUUUGAACUUGACUUAAGAAAAAUGCCAUUGGGAAAGCUAUCUCGUAAUCAAAUUCGUGAAGCCUAUGAAAUAUUGAAUUCACUUAGUCAACUUGUCAGUAAAAAAGCAUCCCGUAUAUCAUCGAAGAAUAAAUCACAACCAACUUCUCUAGAUCAAACACAAGUGUUAAGUGAAUCUACACGUUUCUACACUUUAAUUCCUCAUGAUUUUGGCAUGAAAACACCACCAUUAUUGGAUAAUAAGAAAGUGAUUACAACAAAAAUACGUAUGCUAGAAGAUUUACUUGAAAUUGAAUUAGCGUAUAAAAUGCUACAAACCAAAGGAGAUUCUGAAAAGAAUCCACUGGAUGAACACUAUGAUCAAUUGCAUACUAAACUGGAGCCAUUAGAUAGUAAUUGUGAAAACUACAAGCGUAUUUUGGAUUAUGUUCGUGAAACACAUGGAGCUACGCAUACUCAAUACACACUGGAAGUGUUGGAUAUCUUUGAAGUUCAUCGAGAUGGAGAAGAGGAACGUUAUGCCAAGUGUAAAAUUGCUCAACACAAUAAACAACUACUAUGGCAUGGAUCUCGUCAAACCAAUUGGAUAGGAAUAUUAUCUCAAGGCUUAAGAAUUGCACCGCCUGAAGCUCCAGUCACUGGUUAUAUGUUUGGCAAGGGUAUUUAUUUUGCAGACAUCGUCAGUAAAUCAGCUAAUUAUUGUUUCGCUACACAGUCACAACCAGAAGGUGUCUUAUUAUUGUGUGAAGUUAUUCUAGGCGAUGUGAAUGAAUGCUUACAAGCUGAUGCAACCGAUUUACCACCGAAGUAUCACAGUCGUAAAGGCGUUGGCUCUGUUACACCUGAUCCAUCUACACAUUACACUAAUGAAGAAGGUGUUGUCUAUCCUAUCGGUAAGCCUGUCGACUCAAAAGUUCCCAACACAACUUUAUGCUAUAAUGAAUAUAUAGUGUAUAAUGCGUCUCAAGUGAAACAAAAGUAUCUUGUUCGAGUUAAAUUUCUAUACAAAUAAGGCAAAAUAAAAACAAAACCUAUUGAAACUUUCAUAUAAUAGGUGAUUGUUUGUAAUUGUAUUCACCUACAUGAAGUUCUUAAAGCUGCCAUUUUUACACAUACACACAUGUCAAUUCCUUCGGUGUUUGUUUGUCGCUUAUCUCGGUGUCAGUUAUUCUUUAUAUUUUGUAACCUUUACCAUUUUGAGAAGUUAGAGUCUUGCUCCUUUUUUUUUAUUGCAUUUAUAUUCGCUCAUUUCCAUAUCGAGAAAUUAAGAUUUUUGGUUUAUUCAUUUGUUAUAGGCUUCACUUUCAUCUCAGAUCACUUUCCAAAAUUGACAAAAUAUAGAUCAUAUUCAUACAUUUGAUAG